UACAUGAUGUAUUUUAAUGUUAUUAUUUUUGUGGUUGAGAUGUAUCAUGUCUUUGUUGACCAACCAAUCUUGCUUUUUUUGUCUUUUUCUCGCAUAUCACCUGAAAAUACACACUAAAAAAAUGUGUGGCCUAUAGGCCUAUUAAAUAUUUCGUGAUUCAAAUUUUUCAAAUAUCAGACUCUACGAUGAAGUAAUACGGUUGAUUUUAAGUUUGAAAGUCAACAAAUUAUAAUGUGAUCUUUGAGCUAAUAAUUGAUUAUCAAUUACAUUUACAUUUGGGCUAGGCCUUUUUUGUAUAAUAUGCGCUGUUAACUAUUCCUAUGAACGGAGAGGCACCACCACAGUAAAUAACAAUACAAAAUGGCCGCAUGCUGGUAGUUUGUGUAACAACUGGCAUUUCAAACAAAGCGUUGCGUCGACAACCUGUCUCAUUUUGUUUUAAAUCUUUUCUAUCAUCAGAGUCACAUAAAAGUUCCAACAGGAAAGGUGAAAGGUGCUGCUGGUGUUUGCUGGUUGAAGAGUGGGGCCUCUGGACUGUCAUCAUGGAUACUCCAGACCUUCCAGUGUCCUCAUCGGAAAGUUUGGUGGCAGAGGAGGGCGGAGCUGUUAACUCGAUGGGGAUAGCAGAUGGGGCUGGAGUUUCGUCGAAGCCGGCAGUCACGCUGUCAACGUCUAGUCCAUCUGCCGCAUAUGUGUCAUCUAUGCCAGCUCCCAAACUCCAACUUCCUACCCCCAGAUCUCGACGGAUGCCAUCAGUUGAUCCCAGCACGUUGAUUCCGGCCCGACGAAGUUCUACCCGCUCUAUCAAGCGCAAAAAGUUUGAUGAUGAACUAGUGGAAAGUAGCUUGGUCAAAACUGAACGUGGCCGCCUCAAGUCCGGAGUCACCAGUACGGCCUCAACCCCUGCUCCUUCUCAGACAGCUGCAGCAACUUCGACUGCCCCUUCCCUCGUGUCUACGCCGGCCCCUGUUGCAGGGACUCCCACUGUAGGGAGCAGCAGUACACCAGGGGUGGCCAGUGUGGUUCCCAACCCUCCAGCCGUGUUGAUGACCACGUCACAGUCACAAACUCUGGUCAGCAAGACAGCCACAGAUGAUGGCAAAGAUGUGAGCAGACAGACUGAGUCAAGUGCUCCAGUGAGACCACCGCCGGAGAAACGCAGCAAACCCAGCACUGGCAAAUCUAGUGCUGCGGCCAAAGGCUCCUCAGGGAAAGUGGGUGGAGCUUCCAAGGCGGUACAAGCAAAGUCUGGCCAUGGGAAGGCAACGGGGUCUAAAGUUGGGCUCUCUAAGUCGGGUCACUCCAGGCAGAAGUCUAAGUCGAAGCGGUCGAGGAAGCCAAAGACGUCUGCUCCAGCCGUGAAGGAUCUGGGCCGAUGGAAGCCUCAAGAUGACCUUGCCCUUAUAACAGCGGUGCAGCAGACCAAUGACCUUGCCGCAGUGCACACGGGGGUCAAGUUCUCCUGCCGCUUCACGUUGAAGGAAGUGGAGGAGCGGUGGUACGCUCUACUCUAUGACCAGUCUAUCUCAAAAAUCGCCAUGGAGGCGGCCAGGCAGCUCCACUCCGACACGGUAGCCACCAUCCAGGGCAAGGCCUUGUACAGCAGUGCUGAGGAAAAGCUUCUAGGAACUUUUGCCUCGACCAGUCAGCCGACCCUGGAGAGUUUCCAGUCGCUGCUACAGCAGCAUCCGGACGUCUUCCACCCGGCCCGCACCCCCAAGACGCUGCACUGCCACUGGUUGCUCAUGAAGCAGUACCACCUGUUGCCUGAUCAGACAGUUCAGCCGAUGCCCAGAGGGGACCACAUCCUGAACCUGUCAGACAUUGAGGACUUCAUGAAUGAUGAUGAAGUCAAAGAUGGAACGGACGAGGCCAUGGAACAAGAACUGGCCCUGGUUGACCGGCGUAACAAGAGAGACAUCCGACACCUAGAGCAAGAGAUGCCCAAGUGGCAGGUGCUGGUGGACAGUGUGACAGGUAUCAGCAUGCCAGACUUUGACAGCCAGACGCUGGGUGUGCUGCGGGGUCGACUGGUGCGCUACCUCAUGAGGUCACGAGAGAUUUCUCUGGGCAGGGCCACCAAAGACAACCAUGUGGACGUGGACCUGUCCCUGGAGGGCCCGGCGUGGAAAGUCUCUCGCAGACAGGGCAUCAUCAAACUGAGGAACAGUGGGGAGUUUUUCAUCGCUAAUGAGGGCAAGCGUCCGAUCCUUGUGGAUGGGAAGGCGGUGAUGGCCGGGAACAAACAGAAAUUGAACAAUAACUCUGUGGUGGAGAUCUCCUGUCUGCGGUUCACAUUCCUCAUGAACCAGGACGUCAUUAAUGGCAUCCGGUCGGACGCGUCCAAGUCAGGAUCUUCCUCAGUGGCUUCCAUUUCCUGACAAUCCAUGGUCCCCGUCACCUAACAGCAUUGGACCCUCCCCCUGCACAUUGUACUCCAGUCUGGUGGUCAUGUGGGAAACCAAAUAACUGAGAAACCUGGCCAUCAAGUGCGACAAAGUGUUGAGAAACUUGACGUCAAGUGCGACAAAGUGUUGAGAAACUUGACGUCAAGUGCGACACAGUGUUGAGAAACUUG
Molecule: messenger RNA, 2578 nt
Organism: Aplysia californica (California sea hare)
Lineage: Eukaryota; Metazoa; Mollusca; Gastropoda; Aplysiida; Aplysiidae
Product: microspherule protein 1
Exons: 15
Coding region: 369-2381 (670 amino acids)
Biological process (GO): positive regulation of transcription by RNA polymerase II
Cellular component (GO): NSL complex; Ino80 complex; MLL1 complex
Molecular function (GO): G-quadruplex RNA binding; protein binding
Source: RefSeq, a predicted model, not a curated record